UUCUCCGGGGUCAAAUUUCUUUUGGCAAAUCAGAGCAGCCUCUCCGGGAAUCCAAAGAAACACAAGUGGAGCCUCGAACUGCGCCGAGAUCCGUCUCUGGAUUUAUAAAGUUUUUGCGGCCUGUUUCUCCCCGACUGAAGUCGCUUUCACGCUGAUGACGAUGUUAAUGUUGGUGGCUUUGGUCGGCACGAGAGGUUAAAGCAUUGAAGGAAAUACAUGUUUGAGUGUUGAAUGAUCUCGGUUGGCUGCAGAUCCCCGAGCAGAGAGCGUUUUGGGGCGGCAGCAGAGGCAGACCGAGAGCGAAGGAAAACACGGAAACGAACAGAUUUGUCACGCAGCUCAACAUGAACCUGAUCGGGGGCUACCAGCAUCACCACCACCUGAUGCACGAGCCCUUCCCGUUCGUCCAGCGGUGUCACCAGGAUGCACCCUACUUCCAGAGCUGGGUGGUGAACCACGGAGAGGUGCCGCCGGACUUCCAGAUCCAGGCGCCCUACCAGGCGGCGGAGCUCGGACCGCCUGGAGCGACGCACGACGCCCGGCUGGAGGGCGCGCAGGCCGGGAUGGGGAAGAGGAGAACGUCGGGGCCGAAGAAGGAGCGCCGGAGGACGGAGAGCAUCAACACAGCGUUCGCCGAGCUGCGGGAGUGCAUCCCCAACGUCCCCGCGGACACCAAACUGUCGAAAAUUAAAACUUUACGCCUGGCGACCAGUUACAUCGCCUACCUGAUGGACGUGCUGGCCAAAGACUCCGGGGAGACGGAGGGCUUCAAGGCCGAGAUUAAGAAAUUUGAAAACAGGGAUCUGAAACGGAAACGGGAGCCGGCUGACGGGCUGCAGGAGACGUUAGGAGCCGAGAAGAAAGUGAAGGGCCGGACCGGGUGGCCGCAGCAGGUCUGGGCUCUGGAGCUCAACCAGUGACCCCCCCCCCCCUCC
Messenger RNA from Labrus bergylta (ballan wrasse), 935 nucleotides. Its product is annotated as heart- and neural crest derivatives-expressed protein 1. Gene Ontology annotation, biological process: regulation of transcription by RNA polymerase II; heart development. Gene Ontology annotation, molecular function: DNA-binding transcription factor activity, RNA polymerase II-specific; RNA polymerase II transcription regulatory region sequence-specific DNA binding; protein dimerization activity. The record is from RefSeq and is a predicted model, not a curated record. NCBI's taxonomy places the organism in Eukaryota, Metazoa, Chordata, Actinopteri, Labriformes, Labridae.